AUGCAUAAUUAUUUGUGUAUCGGGUAUGCUAUUUUUGCAGUUGUCGUUGGUCAGGUUUGGGCAGGAUGCGAAAGACCUCUCGAAGUAAGAGGAGUGGAAGAUUAUUGUUGGUCAACCAGAGUUGAAAUGAGCGAACGAAUUCACGAAGUAGAGAAAAAAGUCGUCACUUUUGCGAGGAAAAAAUUAGGAAUGGACGUUGACGAACCCAGCGAUCCACAAAAGUGCGACUACUACUACUGCGUAUUUCAAGAACUAAAACUGCUGAACCCACAAUACGACGUCCCUUGUAUAGAUAGAACAUCAACAUGGGUAAAGAAGAACGUCGUCUAUGUCCAAGCCGUCGAACUUUUAGAAAGAAUUAAAAUGUGUACUGGGGAAUUAGCAAAUGUUACAGGAGCAAACUUUAAUUUUUAUGCUGACAAUGUGGACAAACCUCAAAGUGAAAAAGCCCUUGAAAAUUCUGGGGAACCACAAACCAAAUGCGAAAUUUCCAAGGAAUAUAUGAAGUGCUUAGCAGUAGCAGAAAAAGACGUUGAUUGUCCAAUAUUUAUGUAUCCUUAA
This is a messenger RNA of Psylliodes chrysocephalus, 561 nucleotides long. NCBI's taxonomy places the organism in Eukaryota, Metazoa, Arthropoda, Insecta, Coleoptera, Chrysomelidae. The record is from the annotation of a GenBank genome assembly.